Molecule: messenger RNA, 525 nt
Organism: Pseudogymnoascus destructans
Lineage: Eukaryota; Fungi; Ascomycota; Leotiomycetes; Thelebolales; Thelebolaceae
Exons: 2
Coding region: 1-525 (174 amino acids)
Source: RefSeq, a predicted model, not a curated record
AUGGACAUCGAGGGUGAAGAGGAAGAGGAGUCAGAGGAGGAGAUACUGGAUUUCCAAACCACCCAGGAGGAAGAAGAUGUCAACAAGGAUACUCAAACACUUAAGGAAUUGAAGUGGGCAGACAUUGUCAAAGUCAACAAGAAUGCUCAAACACUUGAGGAAUUGAAGGGGGAGAUUCAGAAAUUGGUGCUGCCAGCCGAAAAUGAGCCACAAUCUCAAUUAACCAAUAUAAUUGGUGAAAAUGGAAAUUUUGUGUCGCAUAUGCCAAAGAAAAUAGAAAAUGCUGUCUGGAAGAAGCAUAAACCUAGGCUCACAGAUACUGAACAGAAAGCCAUGUUCCCUCCUAUGGAUCCCCGGGUGAUCCCAGAAGAAAAAUGGUUGGAUGUCAUUGAUGUUGCAAGAGAUCUUGCAUGUGCGCCACCAAAGCCCAAGGGACAGUUGCAUGGUCCUACAGCACGAUACCUCAGGCACAAAAAGGCACCAUAUGCAUUUAACUAUCGGGGAGAAUUACGAGCUCCAUACUAG